This is a messenger RNA of Pan troglodytes (chimpanzee), 1965 nucleotides long. It is a transcript of the gene NTF4, whose product is annotated as neurotrophin 4. Gene Ontology annotation, cellular component: axon; synaptic vesicle; extracellular region. Lineage: Eukaryota; Metazoa; Chordata; Mammalia; Primates; Hominidae. The coding region runs from base 552 to 1184 and encodes 210 amino acids. Gene Ontology annotation, molecular function: nerve growth factor receptor binding; growth factor activity. The transcript is spliced from 3 exons. The record is from RefSeq and is a predicted model, not a curated record. Gene Ontology annotation, biological process: negative regulation of neuron apoptotic process; nerve development; positive regulation of peptidyl-serine phosphorylation.
UGGGGUCGCAAGUCCUGGGUCUGAGGGAGGAGGGGCUGGAUGCCUGGACUCCUGGGUCUGAGGGAGGAGGGGCUGGAUGCCUGGACUCCUGGGUCUGAAGGGAGGAGGGGCUGGGGGCCUGGACUGCUAGGUCUAAAGGAGGAGGCAGCUGGAAACUGGGACUCCUGUGACCAAGGCGGCCGCGUUGAACGAGCCAGGCCUGGCUUCCAAGGUCCCGGCACGCGUGUGCAAGGCAGGAUCCCCCGGCCCCUCCCCUGCCGCCCGGCGCCGCCCCGCCCCCGCCCCCGACCCGGGCCCUGCCGAGCGUGAGCAGCUAGCAGCCGGCCGGCCAGCGAGCGUCCCUGCAGCCAGCGAGCAGGAGGAGGAGCUGCUGCCGGGCGGAGGGCAGCCGCGGGAGCCGAAGAGGGCGCCCCAGGUGGUUGCCCCCUCCCUCUCCUGAGAUGUCAGGAAGGAGGGGGCCACCUGUGUCCUCCACAGGGGCCCCCCGAAGCCUGGGGACUCCCAGCCCCAGAGCUCCGAGGCGGAGGAGGUGCUGACAGGUGCUCCGAGAGAUGCUCCCUCUCCCCUCAUGCUCCCUCCCCAUCCUCCUCCUUUUCCUCCUCCCCAGUGUGCCAAUUGAGUCCCAACCCCCACCCUCAACAUUGCCCCCUUUUCUGGCCCCUGAGUGGGACCUUCUCUCCCCCCGAGUAGUCCUGUCUAGGGGUGCCCCUGCUGGGCCCCCUCUGCUCUUCCUGCUGGAGGCUGGGGCCUUUCGGGAGUCAGCAGGUGCCCCGGCCAACCGCAGCCGGCGUGGGGUGAGCGAAACUGCACCAGCGAGUCGUCGGGGUGAGCUGGCUGUGUGCGAUGCAGUCAGUGGCUGGGUGACAGACCGCCGGACCGCUGUGGACUUGCGUGGGCGCGAGGUGGAGGUGUUGGGCGAGGUGCCUGCAGCUGGCGGCAGUCCCCUCCGCCAGUACUUCUUUGAAACCCGCUGCAAGGCUGAUAACGCUGAGGAAGGUGGCCCGGGGGCAGGUGGAGGGGGCUGCCGGGGAGUGGACAGGAGGCACUGGGUAUCUGAGUGCAAGGCCAAGCAGUCCUAUGUGCGGGCAUUGACCGCUGAUGCCCAGGGCCGUGUGGGCUGGCGAUGGAUUCGAAUUGACACUGCCUGCGUCUGCACACUCCUCAGCCGGACUGGCCGGGCCUGAGACCCAUGCCCAGGAAAAUAACAGAGCUGGAUGCUGAGAGACCUCAGGGAUGGCCCAGCUGAUCUAAGGACCCCAGUUUGGGAACUCAUCAAAUAAUCACAAAAUCACAAUUCUCUGAUUUUGAGCUCAAUCUCUGCAGGAUGGGUGAAACCACAUGGGGUUUUGGAGGUUGAAUAGGAGUUCUCCUGGAGCAACUUGAGGGUAAUAAUGAUGAUGAUAUAAUAAUAAUAGCCACUAUUUACUGAGUGUUUACUGUUUCUUAUCCCUAAUACAUAACUCCUCAGAUCAACUCUCAUGGAUUUGAUCAUUGGUGGCCCUUGGUGUUAAGUUGCUGACUACUCAGUCUCAGAGGACACCACCUUGCUGGGGAGUGGGAGGGGACAUUUCACGAUGUGGGUGGAGGAGGAGAGAAACUAGAACAGGCAAGCAGAUGGCCAGGGGACCUUGAGAACGUGGCCCACAGAAGGCCUUUAAGUAUCUGGGAGAUGGGGUUCAAAUGGGAAAUCUUACUUAGUAAGAGGGGGCAAAGGUUGACUUAGAAUAUUCUGUUUGGAGGUAAUAAGCUACCGAUCACAGAGGAGUACAAGCAAGGUUGAAUGAGAAGUGAUCAGGAUGCUGGAGAGUUCAGCCCUCGGCAGGGAGCUGAAGUCAGGUUUCUAGCCCUCUUCCCUGUCCCAACCUUUACUCUACAUUGGGAAAGAAACAGACCUUAAAAUUUUCCAGCUUGAUGGCCAGGUGCGAUGGCUCAUUCCUGUAAUCCCAGCACUUUGGGAGGCCGAGG